AUGUCAAUUGAACCUUUCCUAUUAGUUGAUCUUUCUGACUCAGUCUUCCAUGAUAUUUCAACAUCGUGUUCUGUGGAUGAAUCGAAUUAUACCUGGUAUAAUGAGGUGGAAUACAGUGACGACAGUUUAAGUAUCAGCCAUUUUGAUGAUCUCCAGAUCAAUUCUGACACUCUUGAUACUUUGAAUCAAUUGACCAUUGGAUCUAAUGAAUACAUUACUGAAAUUCCCAAAACCAACAACGAUAAAAUUGCAACCCACAUCAAUGCCCACGAAUUCUUUAUCAAAAUUACAUACAAUAGACAGAAAUUGGUUUCAAGAAUCAAGGAUAGUUUGGUCACAUUAGAUGAAAUGAUUUCUCUUCACAAACCCCUGAAAGUGAAAGCAAUGAUAUAUAGGACCAAUCAUCAUCAAACUAAAUUGAACUUAUAUGAGUUAUCCUGCAAAUUGAACCUCAGUCAUUAUGAUUUAAAGAUUACUAAGAGGAUUGAAUGGCAGGUUAUGAAGGUUUUUGGCAAAUAUUGUGGAUUCGAAUUCGGUGAAAAGACCUGGUUGAAAUCUACCACGGAGAGGGAAAGAAAGAACCAGAUCGAAUUUUUGUUCCUGAUAUUUGAAGAUAUUUUACCCAUCACAAGAGAAAGUUUGAAAACCAUCAUCACCAGAGGCACUUACAGAAAGGUUCAGUAUGAACAUAGACAGAAGAAGAGAUGGUCUAUUUCUCGGAGAUAG
Yamadazyma jaroonii is the source of this 726-nucleotide messenger RNA. The record is from the annotation of a GenBank genome assembly. NCBI's taxonomy places the organism in Eukaryota, Fungi, Ascomycota, Pichiomycetes, Serinales, Debaryomycetaceae.